CGUCCCGACGAUAACCGAGGACCCCGUCCUACACCCCCCUGUGAUGAACGACGACGCCACGCAAGUGACCUUUACGUGCGAGGUCAAGUAUGACAACGCUGACGUCACGGCAGGUUUCGAAGUGUCGUUCCUGUUCGACAACGAGUAUUUCGACGAUGUGGCAAAUAAGACCCUUACAGCGGGGAAAAGGCAUGCAACCAUGGAUGCCAAGCACCUGGGAUUGUACCAGUUGUUCCCAGGACAACCUAUUUUGUGGCCCUCCAAAAUGGGAAAGCAUGUAUCGUGUCAGGUGAGAUCUUUCUGGGAAAAUUCCCCGACAGUGAAAUCUGACUGGCGCCAAAGUAACACAUACUGGGCAGGAAUACAGGCCACCGAACAUAGUGUUGUCAUAGAGGAGGCAGCGGAAGAGUAUCCUUUACAGCUGUACAGCACAGUUCCGUUUGUGUGCAAUGGUGGUUCACAAAAACAGGGACAGUGCUAUAUAGACGUACCCCUGGCCUUUGACGCAAAUGCAGACGACGUCAGUCCAAAAGACGGCUGUCAAAUCAGGUUUGAAGGUUCUGAUUGGGACAGCGUGAACCACCGAACAGAGGCACAAACCGUUCUUGUCGCUGUGAAAGACUUCCAGGCAGACCAUGACAAACACAUGGUCAUCAACUUUGGGGAAAUCACUCAUGCACCUGUCGUUACAAACGGCGUUAGCCCCCAUAUAUUCAACGGAUACACCCCACAAUUCAACAUUCAGGUCCGCACAGUCGACACCAUCACGGGAAGAUGUGUCUCAUGGGGAGACCCUCACAUCAUCAUGUUCGAUCGAUCCGAUGCUUGGCAUCUGCAAGCACAUCCGAUCCCAGCUGGAGAAUUCAACUUGUACAGCAGCACCAAACCAAACCGACUAUUCCAGGUGCAAGCACGUCAUAGACGCUGUUCAGGAAGCAUCUCGUGCAACUGCGGAGUGGCAGUGCGGGAGGGGGACGACGCCGUCAUCAUAGACAGGUGUGACGGGAUCUACCGGCCGCCUUCGUAUAAGACCGUCAGUGGAGGUCCCUUGUCUCCCGGAGUUACCAUCAAAAGAGACCAAACUGGAGGACAAACCAAGAUUACGAUGCCUUCCGGAGCAAGUGUGAAGGUCGAAGGGCACCCAUGGAUGACCAUUACAGUCCGCGCCCCUGGGAUUGACUUUGGUCACACAAACGGACUCUGCGGACCCUUUGACGGGAAUCCCGACAAUGACCUGAUGAUGCCGGACGGCACCAUCGCCAGUCAUCACAUUUGGCCAGACUGGCACAAAGACUUCUCCUCAGGUUGGCGUAUCUCGCCCGGAACAAGUCUCUUUGAUGUAGACUGUCUUCCCGAGGGGCCCAGCAGCCCUCUUGCAGAAAGUGAAUACUGCACAUGUAAAGAAGGUGAAAGCGUGGAAUGUGAUUGGACCAAAACAUGGCAGGACAACAACAUGGCCCAAGUCAACACUGAUGUGGACCCUAACCAGGCGCAGGGUAACAUGGAAUGUGCACGACGGAGGAGGAAGAGAGAAGUUCAGAACAUCGAGGAUGACCCGCUUCUCUACAAUGAUGACGUAGACGUUACCGAAUACGUCUUUGAUUACGGUGAAGGCUCCGAACCUGAAGUCAACGAUCAGUGGCCGACUCCUAAUAUGGGGAUAACGGAACAACAGGCCAGGGACUUCUGUCAGGAAUCCAUCUGGAACUUGACCAUCGCCGAGGUUUGUCAGGACGUCUACGGAGUGGACAUUCUGGCCGGAGUUGAUUCGUGCAUGGCAGACAUAAAGGCUACAGAGGACUUCCAGUUUGCAGACAUUGUGGUGCAGCGAGUCCAGGAAGACUGUGCUGACAAAGCCUACAACAAUGUCAGUCUGUACGAGACCAACGAAAACGGAACAGCGGUGCCUCCAGCCUUCAUCACUGAGAACCUGUGUCCGCGCCAGUGUAGUAACCAAGGCCGGUGUGUGAAUGGCAGUUGUGAGUGCAAUAAGGGGUACGAAUCGGCGGACUGCUCCAUACAGAUCGGCAGGCCUCCAGUGGCUAUGCAAAUCCCUGCUAACGGGCUGUGUGACGUCAGGAGUCGGCCCUGUAUGAAGACGUCCUUCUUCGCUGAUGGAGUGAUGGACUCGGAGAACCUGACCUGUAGGGUCACACAAGUCCAGAUACAAAACGGACAGCUGGUACGCGAAGAUUCAAGUGGCCGCUCCGAGGCGACGUACCGGAGUUUUGCUGAGGUCACGUGUCUCCUGCCAAGGUCACCUGUACGGUACGGAACACCUGCGACUCGCGAGGGCGCGGUGGCUCAUGGGAUGCUGGUGUCCGUUAGUAACGAUGGAGAACGGUUCAGUGAGGAGUUGUUCUUCGCCGUGUACGACUCCGUCUGUCAGGAGUGUACUCAGGGAGGGGACUGUACGUGGAAGCCGGACACCUGUAUUAUCAGAGGGCACUGCUUCAGAAAUGGAGACCCGAACCCGGACAACUGGUGCCAACAAUGCCUGCCGCACCUUUCCAAUACCACGUGGUCUGAUCGUCCAGAUAACAGCCCUCCCAGAUUCACAAUGGCUUCCAAUACGAUAACCAAACUCUCCGAUGAAAGUCUCACCGUCACUUUGGGCGCCGAGGACCCGGAGGGCAGACCCGUGAUGUUCCAAGCAGCGCCGUCUAGCAGCCCUAACCUGACCCUACAGUCAAACGGGGAGCUCACAUGGACCGGGAACCAACCCGUCUCCAUCAACGCCACAGUUGCAGACGAGUGCGGCGCGUCAUCCGAACAGACGUUCCACCUCACCACAAUGUCGUGUCCUUGUGAGAACGGAGGGUCCUGUGUGCCCGAUCCCGACAUGCCCCGCGGACAAGGCUUCUACACCUGCGUGUGUCCUGGGUACACCGGGGCCUUGUGUGAAACUGAGCUGGACGAAUGUCAGUCCAGCCCGUGUGCGAACGGAACCUGUACCGACCUCGUGAACGGUUAUAACUGCACCUGCGCGGAAGGAUACAUCGGUACCCGGUGUGACGUGAGCGUAAACAACAGGUGCGCCCUGGACCCGUGUUUUCCCGACGUCUCCUGUAUCAACUUAGAGGAUGGGGGCUACUCGUGCGGACGGUGUCCUGAGGGAUACGUCGGGAACGGAUACCAGUGCGAAGACAUUAACGAAUGUGACACGGACACCCAUGGCUGUCUCCACGUCUGUAACAAUCUCCCAGGGACCUACGAAUGUGCCUGUACUGACGGCUUCCUUCUGAUCGCCGACGAAUGUCUAGAUCUGGACGAGUGUGCUAUAGAACUUGACGAGUGUUCCCACGACUGUACCAACACGGACGGGUCCUACACGUGUUACUGCCCUGCAGGGUACGAACUCAACGUGGAUGGAAAGACAUGUGAUGACGUGAACGAGUGCGCCAGCUCCCCCUGUCAGAACGGAGGUGAAUGUCAAGACGGAGUCAACCUGUACACAUGUUCGUGUGCCCGCGGCUGGUUUGGAACUCAUUGUGAAGAAGACAUAGACGAAUGUGUGCUGACCAAUCACGGCUGUGAGCACCAGUGUGUGAACACCCCCGGCAGUUACGGAUGCUCCUGCCCGACGGGAUACGUUCUGGGUGCUGAUGACAAAUAUUGUGAAGACGAAGACGAAUGUCUGGAUGAGAGCCUGUGUUCCCAUCUGUGCGCUAACACCGAGGGGAGCUACACCUGCACGUGUCAGCCCGGCUAUGUUCUCAUUCCCGGCACAAAUGAAUGUGAAAACAGACCUGGUACUGGACCCCCGGGACACAACACGGCUACAGAACCUCUGGAACCUGCAGUGUCGACCACUUAUGAUUGCAGGCGCACUCCAUGUACGGUGGACCACCAAGAAUGUGUGAGGGAAGGGGGAACCUACAUCUGCCGAUGUACCACUGGGUACUACCCGGCUAUCAUCGGAUCAGCGACCAGAUGCCGAGAAUCGGUGAAGUACCCUGCAGAAUUCGAAGUGACAGUCACUCACAUUGAUGAAGAUGAGCUUGUCUUCACACCAGCGUUGGGUGACGCCGAGUCAGAGGAGUUCAGAGAGACGGCGAUGAGUCUGGAGACUGCGCUCACCGAGUAUUUUGGAGCCAGUCGUCUGGGUGGACUGUACAGCGGAGUGAAGAUCAAAUCCUUCCGCAGAGGCAGCGUCAUCGCCAGGUUUGACGUGUACCUGUCACAGAGUCCGGCUGAUGAGGAUGACGUAGAGGAUGCACUUUACAAGGCCCUGGAGAACAUUACAGUGGGUUCGUCUGGAGUAAGAAUCGUCCCGUCAUCUUUCAAUGUUAUCAAAACUGAAGAUGACCCGCCUACCCCCUGGUACAAGGAGCCGCUGUACCUGGCACUCGUGUGUACCGGCUGUGCUGUAGGUGUGACCAUCGCUGUGGUGGUGCUGAUGUGCUACUGUAAGAGCAACAGUAAGAAGAAACGGCACAUCGUUGAUGAGAGCGUCGGGGGUGUGCCAGAGCCCGUCCUUCUCCGGGAGCUGCCCGGCGAGGCGAACAAGUCGUUUGACGAUCGUCAGCCGGUCCAGAUCAACUUCCUCGCACCGAUGUACCAGUAGGGGCUUUGCUUUGACUUUAUUGAGUUUGCAACAUGGGUAAUACAAAGAGGGCACAUAGGCAGCGAGGCUUAUAUGUGUGAUCACAUACAUAGAUACACAAUACAAAAGUGAACAAAUAUUAGUAGAGUAAAAAUUUGGUACAUUUUAAAAUUAAUUGCAGCUGGAGCAUAUGCAUAAUAUAUAAGCUAAGAAUUUAAGACUAGGCGCAGCUGGAAGCGAAUCAGCAGGGGCUUUUGCUGUAGAAAUGAUAUGGGGUUGAAAGAUUCCCUCAUGAGCAUAAUAUGUAUGUUUUUGGUUUGUAUCCGAUAGAGAUUUUGUAACAAGUGACAUAAUUUUCUGGAAGUUUUUGUGAAGUUUGUUUCUGAAUGAAAAUAACUUAAGUUGAAUCACUAUAACAAUUCCUUUAACUUAAACGUAUUGUUCCGUUUAUUUGGUACUCUAAGCUUACAAUGCUGUUUUGAAUUAGACAUAUAUUAUUAAAGAUAUGAUUGAUAUGAAUUCCCGAAGACAACAAUACUGGUGGUACGAUGUACUGUUGUAGGUAGGAUAAAGGGGACGUGAUAUUGUAACAGCGACAAUAAACAUAUCCUAUAAAUAACAGUGAUUGAUAAUAAUCGUUCAUUUGUUGUGAAAUACUUAAUGAAUAUACAUUUUAGAAUUAGAUUACACUGCUGUUUGACAAUGUUUUUUUUAGUCCGACGUUGCUUUGAUAUAUUCUGGUUUUGGGGCAACUAGUCUAACAGUUUAUCAGUUCUCUGUCAAGCAGGUCGAUUGUAUAUUAUGUCCACAUUGCACAGUUGUGCCAUUUCCAUUAAAGCAUUUUCCACAACAA
Messenger RNA from Branchiostoma floridae (Florida lancelet), 5399 nucleotides. Its product is annotated as von Willebrand factor D and EGF domain-containing protein-like. Lineage: Eukaryota; Metazoa; Chordata; Leptocardii; Amphioxiformes; Branchiostomatidae. The record is from RefSeq and is a predicted model, not a curated record. Gene Ontology annotation, molecular function: calcium ion binding. The transcript has 22 exons. Bases 44 to 4567 code for a protein of 1507 amino acids.